ACAGCCGGCGCGCGCCGCCUGACAGCCGCUCCACGUCCUCCCUCCGCCGCCUCAUCCCCGCCGCGUUCCCUCUACGGGCCCGGGAGCGGCAGCGGUGCCGGUGCCGUCCCCGCCGCCACGGGGUUUAAGAAGGCUAAAGCUUCACUAGAAGUGUAACUAGAAUGGACAGUUUCUUUAAAGCUGCAGUUUGUGACUUGGACAAAGUACUUGAUGAAUUUGAACAGAGUACAGAUGAAUGUGGCUACUACAGAACAGAUCAAAAUCCUUAUGACUCAAAACGCCAUUCAUUUUCUUCGGUUCUGGAUGGCUUAUAUCCACACUCAUCACCAAAGCUGCAAGAAGAUGCUAGCAGUUGCACUUCAUCGAAAGAAAUACCUCUAGCUAGCCACAGUGGAACAAGUGAAGUUCUGAGCUAUUCACCACAAAAUGAGCAAAGUGUUUCUGAACUUGAUCUCUUGUCUGCUGUGGACAGCAGUUCAUUAAAUGAAACUCAGGCCUCAAACCUGAGAAGGUGUAGUAUACCUGUGUGUGAUCUCAUUAGUGACACAGGGAGAUUAAUCCAUUCAGUGGCUGCUCAUGACGAUACUCAGAAGUUACAACCAGAUGACUUCCAGUGCAGUGAGGGUUUGACUGGCUUUGGUGUAUCUUGCAUACCUGUUCCUACUUGUGUGUCAUCAGCAGGUUGCAGUGGUGCUUCAGGAUCAGAGCACAGUGAUGGGGAGCCAGUACCAGAAGAUUCAAGACAUCCUAAAAUGGAGGAGAUUAAUAAUUUAUCUUUAAAAUCAAAUAGUUGUGCUACAGCUGAGGUCUCAAAUCCCUGUGAUAAUCAACACAAUACAGAAGCUGUGAAGUGCAGUGAAGUACUUGAUGAGCUUGAACAAACUGCUCGCCUUAAUUAUGUAUGUGUCCCUGCAACAUCACAGAAUUUGAAUGCAUACAGUCCCAAAGAUGAGAAAUCAUAUGAAAAACUGCCUUGUGAACCAGAAGAUGAAAGUAUGUGCUCUGUAGUAAGCAAAGAGAUGUACGGAAGAAAUGUCAUAGAAGACAUAGACUCAAAAGACAAGAGUAAUGUAGAAUCCAUGCCUUCAAACCUGCCAGAGAGGCCUCAGUUGCAUAAAAGCCUUGCAACAUUACCUGGAAAUUGUAUAAUACCAGGUUCUUCAUGUCAAGCAGAAGCUAAAGUGGAGUUGGAAAAUAAAAUCACAGAAGACAAUGUAGUUAGCAAAGAACUUAAUAGCAAUGAAAUCCUAGAGAGUGUUUCAACUUCAUGUAUUUCAGCUGAUGGUGUCCAGGCCUGUCUGUCAUUUUUUCCACCUCUUGUAUCUACAGGCAGUUCAUUAGUUGAAACAGAAGGAAAAGUUAAUCCUCUACCUCAAGAUGAAAUCGCAGAGGUUGGUAGUGAUAUUAUAACUGUUCUUGCUGGAAAGUCUAAAACUGAUCUCUCAGAUAAAGAAUCCUGUAAAAGUACUGACUUUCAUGAGCAGGAAGAAUAUGUAGAUAAAAACAAUGAAAGUAUUGUGGAAGAAAGUACGUAUGGAGAGAAGGAUGAUGCUGAGAAUAUAACUGAUGACACUGACUCUCAGCAAAUCAAAGUUUUUGCUUCUACUUUUAUAGUGCAGGAAGCUGAGCCUUCUACUGUCCAUAGAGACUCUUAUUUUGACGAAAUGAUGAGCCCAAUUAUGCCUGCCUUUACUGUUGAGGAAUGUGUUACUGAAAGAGAUAUUCCAACAAGUGAUGCUGAAUUUGACAAAUCCUGGCAUGGACAACAUCUUCAGUCCAGUGUGCAUCAUUCUUCAGUUAAUGGUAGUAGCAUAGAGGAAGCUGAUGCAGAUGAAGGGAACUCAUCAGAUACAAACAGCCUGGAUUUCAGAAAGAUCACCAAAGAAAUCAAGCAAGGAAAACCGGAGAAGAUAACUAGCAUUAAUAAUAACCUUAAAGUACCUCUUUGUACAGAAUCUGAAGCAGAAGAGAAUAUGCCUCGUAUUCAGGACAUAACAGAGAGUGCUGGUGAAGCAUUGUUUUCUAAUGUUUAUCGUGAAGGUGCAAGACCAAAGCAGUUGGUUGGCCUUUCCCAAGGUCAGAAACAGCUGAACAGAAUUCAUGUACUUGAGGAAGAAAACCAGAAAGCCAGUUCUGUUACUGCAGAAGCUUCCCCUUCAGGGAACCUUGUAAAUGCUGGUAAAAAUUCUGAACCUACAGACUUUGGGGAAAGCAGCUCUAGAGCAAGAGGAGGUCAAACAUCUGGAAAUGUAGAAUCACCUAAAAUACCUGCAGCUCUCUCACAGAAACAGCCGUUGUGGAUUCCUGAUUCAGAGGCACCCAACUGCAUGAACUGCCAGGUCAAGUUCACGUUUACAAAAAGAAGACACCACUGUCGUGCAUGUGGAAAGGUUUUUUGUGGUGGCUGUUGCAAAAGGAAGUGCAAACUACAGUACAUGGAGAAGGAAGCAAGAGUCUGUAAUGGCUGCUAUGAUGAUAUUAAUAAAGCACAGGCAUUUGAAAGGAUGAUGAGUCCAACUGGUCCUGUCCCCAGUUCAAGUACCUCUCCUGAGUAUUCUGUUCCACCUGCGGAAGAAUCCCAGAUACCUGUUAGUGCUUGCUCUUCUUCACCUUCUGCAGGGUUACCUAUCUCAGCACUUAAACAACCUGGUAUUGAAGGGCUAUGUCCCAAAGAACAGAGAAGAGUUUGGUUUGCAGAUGGUAUUUUGCCUAAUGGUGAAGUGGCAGAUACAAUGAAACUCUCAUCUGGAGCAAAAAGGUCGUCACAGGACUCCAGUCCAGUGAACCCUGACUUGCCAGAGGUGUUCAUGGCUGCAAACCCAGAGGAAAAUGACAUAUUAACUGAUGCAAAUCCAAAACUUAAGGAAGAAACUGAUAUAAAAAGAGCAGAGGAGUUCUGUCCUGUUUAUUCAGAUGAAACACAGCAGGCUGAGGUGGUACAUAACUAUAAAUCUGUAACUGCAGAAGAUGAAGAGCAUUCUUCUACUCCAGAAGCUGAGAAGACUGGUUCCAGUUCUGUUGACCAGACUACAAGUGAUGUGCCUGUUAGUCCUGUUAGUUACAGAGCUCUGUGUGGUGUUGAAAACUGUGUUUGCAAAGAGAUCAGCCUCAUUCCUGGUGGUGAGCUACUGCCACCACUUUUGCUUGCAGUGCGUGAAAAUGGAAGAGGUCCUCUAGUAGAAGAACAUCCAUCUCACCAACAGGUUACCUCGCUGCUUGUGGAGGAAGGUCCUAAUCCCUUAACUUUUAUCCUGAAUGCAAACUUGCUUGUGAAUGUCAAGCUAAUAACUUAUUUUUCAGAAAAGUGUUGGUACUUCUCAACAAAUGGACUACAUGGUUUGGGUCAGGCGGAAAUAAUAAUUCUGCUGCAGUGUUUGCCAAGUGAAGAGAUUUUUCCUAAGGAAAUAUUAACAUUAUUUAAUGACAUCUAUAAAGAUGCAGUUAAAGGAAGGUUGAUAAGAAACAUGGAAAACAUUAAUUUUACUGAAAACUUCCUUGGUAACAAAGAGCAUGGAGGAUUCCUGUUUGUUUCGCCCACCUUUCAGAAACUUGAUGAGCGUAUUCUACCAGAUAGCCCUUUUCUUUGUGGCAUUCUCAUCCAUAAGUUGGAAAUACCCUGGGCAAAAGCUUUUCCACUCCGUCUAAUGUUGAGACUGGGAGCGGAAUAUGGGGCAUAUCCAACUUAUUUAUUAAGUGUCCGGAACCGGAAGCCACUCUUUGGAGAGACAGGACACACAGUAAUGGACCUAAGAAAUUUUCAGGAUACUUUGCAUUCCAUAGACAACCUGUUUGUUCAUGUGGAAAUGGGUAGAAGCUGCAUUAAAAUACCCCUAAGAAAGCAUAAUGAGGUCAUGAAGGGGAUAAACUCUUCUAAUGACCAUCUAAUUACUAUUGGAGCAAGUUUUAAUACUGAAGCAGAUUCUCACUUAGUGUGUGUGCAGAAUAAGCAUGGCCUCUAUCACACACAAGGUAUCAGUACUACUGGACAUACUAGGAAAGGUGCAAGUUCUGUUGUGUUUAAUGGAGCCUUAAAAACAUCUUCAGGAUUUUUAGCUAAAUCCAAUGUAGUUGAAGAUGGGCUGAUGGUAGAAAUAACACCAGGAACCAUGGAGAGUCUACGCCAGGCAUUAAGAGACAAGAACUUUAGAAUAACUUGUGGCAAAACAGAUCCUGGAGACAUAAAAGAAUAUGUAGAUAUUUGCUGGGUAGAAAAUGAAGAAAAAACAAACAAAGGAAUUUUAAGCCCGAUUGAUGGAAAAUCAAUGGAAGAAACUCGAAAUGAAAAAGCAUCACAAGGCAGAGACUUUGAAAGAGAGGGGAAGAUUCUGAAGUGUACUGAAGUAUACUAUUUCCUAAGGGACCAUGAAAUAUCCAGUCCUGUUCCUCAACAGUUUGCUAAAGAGAUUGCUGUUGCCUGCAGUACUGCUCUUUGCCCGCACCUUAAAACCUUGAAAAAUAAUGGGAUGAAUAAGAUAGGCCUGAGAGUUUCUGUUGACUCUGAUAUGGUUGAGUACUUAGCUGGAUCUGGAGGUCAUCAUCUUCCACAGAAGUAUCUGAAUGAAUUGGACAGUGCUCUGGUUCCUGUGAUUCAUAAUGGAAUAUCAGAUCCUACAAGUCUACCAUUGAAAAUGGAAUUAAUAUUUUUCAUUCUAGAAUGUCUGUUUUGAUGAGUCUGAUUACUGGCAAUAUACUGAUUUGCUAGGUCUGAACACCAAAGUUACAACACUACCAACACUAAGAUAAUUAAACGUUUCUAAAUCUGUUCUGUUUAAUAUUCAAACUGUUUUUUAAAAAACCCUCAAAUCAUCUCUGGUUAUGUUACCAUAAAAGAACUGUAGUUUGUAAUGUUUCCUAACAUGUUUUCUUGAAAGUUUACACUUAAUACAGGUGUAGAAGAGGACAGGUUUUGUGGCCUCUUUCCAGACUUGUAGCAUUUACUAUCUGUAGUGUAACUUUAAGCCAUAAUGUCUUGCCUCUUAACCUCAGAUAAAUGUGUUACUAAAACUUGCUAGUGUUAGAUCUCAUCUCUGCAGCAUGUGCUUUCCAUGUGCAAAUGAGCUGAACACUGAAGUAGAAGCUGGCACAAAACUUCUUUUGCCAUUUGAGAUUCAAGAUAUUCUGUAGCUGACUGGAAUCUGUCAGAGCAAAACACAAGUGCACACCUUCUGACUUUUGUUUAUGGUCAGCACGAGGAAGAAUUUCACAGGUAUGUUUAUGAAGGCUUUGUAACUAAAGCCCUUAACAUUAGGAUAUAAUGCUGGUGCUUCAGGAACAUAUGCUCUGAAUUAAUUUUUCUAUGGAAGACCUGUUUUCUUGCAUUUCUAAGAAUUUAUCUAACUUAAAUGGAUGCUAUUUUUGUAAGUACUGCUAUUUUAUCUUUACUCUGUGCUCAGAAGUCCUGAUGAAUUUGACCUUUUAACAAUUAAUAACAAUCCAAAUUACCCUUUAUGUAAACAACAAUUAGCAAUAAGAUGAGAAUACUGCAAUAUCCUUUCUGCUCCUGUCUGCUGCUCUUGUAGCCUCUUAGUAGCCACCUUUACUUUCAGGGAGAAUUGAUGUAUUAAGUGUGAAUUUUCAUGAACAGAUUGGUAUUUUUUUUAGUAUACCUGAUGUUCGUGUAUAGUAUGUAUUUUUUUAUAUUGGGUCAAGAUCUAUUUAUGUAUUUGUGAUGCAUGUGAUUUUUACUGAGGUUCAGUGAACCCUUAAUUGGGAUUUGGGAACUGCCACACAGCUGUUUUAUCAAGAACAGAACCAAAACUGAAUAUAUACAGAAGAUCUGCAUUGUUUUCAGUAAAAAUGCUGGUACAAUUUUAUAAUCAGACCAUUAGAACUUUGAUGCCUUCUUGAUGCAAAUAGGGGAUAUGUUUUUGUAUCAAAAGCAAUUUUUUAACUCGAUCUGCUCUGCUGUUACCUAUGCUUAGGAAAAAAAAAUGGAUCUAGGUUUCUACAAGGCUUCCAAGUUACCUUGGGGGAACGUGAUGCUGCAUUUGAGCUUUUUUUUGUGUACCUUCUAAGAAACUGCAGUUCUGGAGAAGCACUGAACACAGGAACACGUUGCUUUAAAAGAAGCUGCAGCAGGACCAGUCAGGGAGAGGAGAGAGGAAGGUUCAGGACUGUGACUGCAUGGGGGAGAAGGGGCUGGGGCUGUUCCUCCCCACCCGUGUGCCCCGUGGGUGAAUCUGCCUCCCCCCUCUCUGUGCCCAGGGGUAACCAGAGGCAGGGCAGACUCUUGCUGCUU
This is a messenger RNA of Calypte anna (Anna's hummingbird), 6238 nucleotides long. It is a transcript of the gene ZFYVE16, whose product is annotated as zinc finger FYVE-type containing 16. The transcript is spliced from 18 exons. The record is from RefSeq and is a predicted model, not a curated record. Gene Ontology annotation, molecular function: metal ion binding. Gene Ontology annotation, cellular component: early endosome membrane. Lineage: Eukaryota; Metazoa; Chordata; Aves; Apodiformes; Trochilidae. Gene Ontology annotation, biological process: protein targeting to lysosome; endosomal transport. The coding region runs from base 162 to 4667 and encodes 1501 amino acids.